This is a messenger RNA of Grammomys surdaster, 4331 nucleotides long. It is a transcript of the gene Ppp1r3b, whose product is annotated as protein phosphatase 1 regulatory subunit 3B. The transcript is spliced from 2 exons. Gene Ontology annotation, cellular component: protein phosphatase type 1 complex. Bases 193 to 1047 code for a protein of 284 amino acids. Gene Ontology annotation, biological process: regulation of glycogen biosynthetic process; regulation of glycogen catabolic process. Lineage: Eukaryota; Metazoa; Chordata; Mammalia; Rodentia; Muridae. The record is from RefSeq and is a predicted model, not a curated record. Gene Ontology annotation, molecular function: protein phosphatase 1 binding; glycogen binding; protein phosphatase regulator activity.
UAAAGUGCGCCAGCGGCUGCUGGAGCUGGAAUCCAGAGUGCUGCAAUCCAGUGAGCAGGUGAGAGGGCUGCUGUUGCAUGAAUCAAGACCUGCCCCACUUUUGCCGUCGUGGUUGCUGUCACUGUCAUCCAGCACAGAUGGUGGGGCCGGCCGAAGAGCGGUACCCGACUUCUAGCCUGCUCGUCUAGCGUGAUGGCUGUGGACAUAGAAUACAGCUACAGCAGUAUGGCCCCUUCUCUACGCAGAGAGCGUUUCACCUUCAAGAUCUCCCCAAAACUGAGCAAGCCACUGAGGCCUUGUAUUCAGCUGGGCAGCAAGGAUGAAGCCAACGGGAUGGUGGCCCCUGCGGUUCAGGAGAAGAAGGUGAAGAAGCGGGUGUCUUUCGCCGACAACCAGGGGCUGGCCCUGACAAUGGUGAAAGUGUUCUCGGAAUUCGAUGACCCACUAGAUAUACCGUUUAACAUCACCGAGCUCCUAGACAACAUCGUGAGUCUGACGACAGCAGAGAGUGAAAGCUUUGUUUUGGAUUUCCCUCAGCCUUCUGCAGAUUACUUAGACUUUAGAAAUCGACUUCAGACCAACCAUGUCUGCCUCGAAAACUGUGUGCUGAAGGAUAAAGCCAUCGCAGGCACCGUGAAGGUCCAGAACCUGGCAUUCGAGAAGGUUGUGAAGAUCAGGAUGACAUUUGACACCUGGAAAAGCUUCACAGACUUCCCUUGUCAGUAUGUGAAGGACACUUAUGCUGGUUCAGACAGGGACACGUUCUCCUUUGACAUCAGCUUACCCGAGAAAAUUCAGUCCUAUGAAAGAAUGGAGUUUGCCGUGUGCUAUGAGUGUAAUGGCCAGGCGUACUGGGACAGCAACAAAGGCAAAAAUUACAGGAUCAUCCGGGCUGAACUCCGAUCCACUCCGGGAGUGAUUGAGCCGUACAAUGGACCAGAUUUUGGAAUCUCUUUUGACCAGUUUGGGAGCCCUCGGUGUUCCUUCGGCCUGUUUCCAGAGUGGCCUAGUUAUCUGGGAUAUGAAAAGCUAGGGCCUUAUUACUAGUGACUGCAGUUGACAGUCCAUGGCUCUGAUCAAGAUGGGGGAGAGAUCACAAGGCCAGAGGGAAGUUGAACUGCCUUUAGGCGUGGUUUUUGAAAAGACAGGAUCCCGUUCACCUUUUUCUUAAACCAGCAAGUCCAGCAUGUUUCUAUCACACCUGGCUCCUAGCUCAGAGGAGAGGAGGCGUGCUGAUCUUCUGUGACAUCCGGGUUGGCCGCAAGGGAAUGAAUAGAAUGGUGCCAGAAGAGUCUGGAGAAGAGCCAAGCUGGCAAGGACAGAGGAAGCUGGCCUCUCUUCCACACUUGGACUUCGAAAGUCACCCAGAAACCUUAGUCUCCAGCCUUUUCUAGCCUUAUCAUUGACCUCGAAGGUCCUGCCCCUGCUCAUGGCUUUCCAUGUGUCCCCUUCAUUCCACAUGUACUCGGAGGGAGCCACCUCAGUUCUGUGACACACUGGCCUGAUACCCAGCAGCCUCAGAAGAGGGACGGGACAGCUGCUUUCUGUGCAAGUUCUCUCGCUACAUUUCCACCUCCUACUCAGUCUAUCCCAUGAUCUGGACAAGAUAGUCAAAGCAAAUAAGUAGCUUGUGUCUGGAAUAGGCAUCCCCUCCGCUCUCUCCUGACCUCUCCUUUAUAUUCCAGAAGAGAGCAGCAUAUUAGUUACUGGAAAGUCAUUGGUUCCUGUGUGGGGUCAUGGGGUACAGCACUGGGACAAGGUAGGAUGGUCUGAACUUUUAGCUUUUCCUCUUGGAUUUUGGGGGAGCUUCCGAAGCACUCAGUUUCACCCCGCGUUACCAGAAGACUCAAUGACAAGAUUCAUUUCUACUUGCCUGGCGGGUGUGGGAGCUGCUUUCCUUUGAGAGAGUCCUAGUUCUCGAAUCUCCUGGAGUGUCCACUUCAACGCCUUGUCUGAGACUUUCAAAGAGCAAGACUGGCAUAGCCUCAAGUCCUCCAGAAUACACUUAGAUUUGUUUGCAAUAUGCAUUCAUCUUCAGGAUGCUUUAACGAACCCCCAAGGACAUUCAUUGGGUGUUUUUAUUUAUGGUGUGUAUUAUGAAAAGAUAGGGGAGGGAAAAAAAACAAACCUCACCACGUUUUUCUGUUAUUUUAAAUGUUUGUCAACUCUGAGGUAUCAGAUGAAUUUUUCUUAGCCAUAUUGGAUUGCAUUAUCAUACGCUAGUGUGAGACUCUUGGAGCUCUUACUGUCGGGUGAACCCCCAAACCCUGUGAUUUUUCUCUAGGGCAAAUUAAAGUUAUAGGGGAGUUUGAAAACUAUUUUUACACACAUAUUUGUAGAAAUUUAGGGGUGUUGUUUGGUUUCGGAUGUUUGGUAAAAGAUGUCUGCUUAAUUUUCUUACUGAAGUGAUGUUUCCCUGAGACAGGGAAAGGAACAUAGAGUCUCAUAGGUUCAGAGGCGGGGCCACCAGACGGAGCCCCGUGCCCUCUGGCUUCCUAAGUUAGCAUCAGGCAGAUGUCAAAUGUUUUUGAUCCUAGCAUGUGUGGUUUAUUUUUUAUCUUAACUUUUUCACUUUUGAAGUUUAAAGUGUUUUGACUUUUUAAAUGUUAUUUUCUAUGAUUUCUUAUUCCUAAAACUGGUACUAGUCUGUAAUCUGUGCUUUGUAUAUUGUGCCUCUCCCAGAUGGGUACCAAUCUGGGGUUGCAUGCUGAUAUCUGUGAAGAAAUCACCUUUGUAUGUGAGGCUGAACCUAGGCGGAGGAGGGGGGCGGGGGCGGGGGCGGCGUGUUUUAUCUAAGCAUACCAUAUAUUUCCCAUAUGAGUGUAUUUUAAAUGUUCUGGAUUUGGUGAUCAGAGCAGCUAGAUUUAAAUUGGAUGGAAGCAAAACUGAUCUCUUAUGGGUCCUGCAUUUUGUGUUAAGAAGGAAGGCAGCCAGGGGCACUGUAACUUACAUAGCUGCAGACUAAAGAUCAUAAAAGGGUAACCACAGAAUGAAGUCUGUUCAGUGGUGUGGAAUGAUGAUCUUCAGACAUUCCGUGUCAAAAAUAUGAAAUAUGGUAAUUCCAUGUUAUGUAUCUCUCCUAAAGCAGACAUACCCUCACCCCCUUUUUGCCCAUAUUUUCUCCAGUUUUCUUGCUCAUGGGCACUGGUUGAAAGCCCCCAGCCAGCACACCUUGGGUACACCCCUUGCCCCCCACCCCCCACUGCUCAGCUCAAAGGGCUUGUCUUCGCCUGUUUGCCAGGACCCUUCCCAAUGAAGCAGCCUGUGUGCUUGACUUCCUUAUCAAGGCUGUCACUCAGAGACUGAAGAGUCUUUCUUCUGUUUUUUUCCUCCAGCACAGCCCUUCUCCUUUUGACCCAGCCUGUCCCAUGACUCUGAGAUAGCCUCAGGAGCUGCACUGAGAAACUCUAUGCUUUGUUCAGAGUUCACCAUUGUAGACAAAUUUACACACCUCAGAAGAUGACAGGCCCCUUGCUUGACCCGGAGAUCUGCCUUCAUGCAAUUCUUGGUUAUAGUGAUGGAUGGACCCUAACCCCCAGACACAGUGAUCCAGGAAGGGAAGGCAACUCCAUUCUUUGUUCCAUAUUUAUUUCCCCAAAUUCCCUGGGGCACUUUUGCAGAAUGGUUACAAUAAAUAAACUAGACCAUAAGACACACUCUCCAUGUUUCUUGCAAGAAGCAUUUGAGUGUUGUUAGAAUUCUUUCUAGAAAGCUAGGAAGACAUAAUGGAAGUCUGUAAUUCUGUAGAAACUGAAACAACUUGAGUCAGUGGUGGGAGUUAUUUUAUCCCUGAGAUGUAAGCUUGAUGGCUCCUUGUUUUGGGGAAGCUCUGCACUCAACCGUGUCUCCUGGCAUGAUCACAGAAGCUGCAGAUAAGAUGUUCCAGAAAUCCUGCCAUCUUACCUAUAACAGGAUCUUCCAGAGUCACUCAAAGACAAUUUGGCAUCGUGGAGGACAGCAGGCAAGAGAGUACUGGUUUCUCCUGCUGAGGUAUCCCCAGUUCCACCAGCAAAGCUGUAUGCAUUUCCACAGUUUUGCUGCUAGUUCCCAGAGACCCCUGGGGCACGAGGACUUCUAGAAUGCACACGUGAUGAUGUUACACUUUUGCUUUAAUGUGAACAUCCAACUGACGGGCUUGCCGACAGUGUAUGCCUAAAUGUGCCUUGUUCAGAAACUUCUGCAUGUUUGUAGGAAAUAUUUUUGUAUACAUUGGUAGAGGGGAACUGCACUUUAAAAUCACAAGAAUGGAUGUUUGUGUGUGUAUGUGUGUGGUGGAAGAGAAUGGUUUCUUUGUAUCUCAAAAGCAAAAAUGAAAUAAAUACAGAAAGAAA